GUGUCGGCAGCAAAAGAAGGAGGACUGGAGGACUUUUAUUUUGAAUAAUAGUGACUGCAUACACGAUUGUCGUCGCCUUCGCAAAACAAUGCGGAAGUGUCCGUGCUGCUGAUUACAAGUUUAGUAGAGUACCGACACGUACAUAAGGUAACAUAAGGUACUGUACAUUUGAAUGACCUUCGUCCCCAGACCAGCUUGGUCAGGUCAAAAGAAAGAUGGGUAGGCGGAGGAAGAGGGUUGCAACAGGUGAUGGAGUACCUAACCCAAGAAAGGAGGAAAAAACACCUGCUCCUCCACGCAAGGAGAAAAAGAAGAAAACUGACAUUGGGAAGAUGUUCAUCAAUAUAUCCAUCGGUUUGUGUAUCUUCAGUCUCAUCUGGUUCUUCUAUGCCCUUUAUAUGCGCUCAUCCUUGGCCAGGAGGGUUGUGACCUUGCACCCCUCUCCACGGGUCUUGGAUGCUAAUAGCUCAAGUCCUGACGUGUCUCCUGAAAAAUACUGGGGUACCUAUCGGCCCCAGGUGUACUUUGGGAUGAAAACAAGAAGUCCCAGAUCUGUUGUGACAGGCUUAAUGUGGAUGCGUCAGUUUGCUGAAAUGGAUGGAAAUCUCAGGCACACUUGUGAGCAAGGGGACCAUUUGCUGGGCUACGGAUGGCUGAUGCAUGACGGAGUUUCUUUUGGAGUCCAAGAGGUACAUGACCGUGAUUUCACCCUGACCACAGAGUUUGUGAAGCGUAUGGGUGGAGACCAUGGUGGAGACUGGACUUGGAGGAUUACUGCAAAACAACAUGGCACCGCUGCCUCAGCUCCUGUGAUCUCGCUGAUGUUCUACACUGCUACAGAUGUUCAAGGUUCCUUGCAGGCUCAUGUAGAGGAGAAAAAUCGCUUGAGCUCUGUGACUGGAACAUCUGAGGAGCUUGGCAACUUCAAGAUCACAUUUGGCAAGCCCACUGCAGGGGAAGGUGCUAGUGGCAAAUAUGCCAGAUAUAAUUACUUGCAAACUAAGAGCCCUGGCCUUGAUAAACUAACAGAUAUAGUGAAGAACAGCCUAAAUCACAAGUUUGAUUUCAGUCCUCCCAAAGGUGAAAAAAGAUUUUAUUUUGCUGUGGAUUCUUACAAAGUCACUAACCACCAGAACCAACAGAAAGAUCUUAAGAUGGAGAGUGAUUUUGUGGUGCAUCAAGUAACAGUUCAAACCCCUUUCCAGAUUGAAGUUUUGUUUGAAUCCGGGAGCUUCCGGGAGCGACCGAAUCAACUUGUGGGCUCUAUGCUUACAGACGAGCUGGAGAAGCGUAAGGUGGCAUUUGAUGAGAAGUUUGAGAGUACAUUUGGCCUCCAAGCUAAAGGGUUCACAUCUUCACAGAUUAAAUUUGCUAAGGCAGCUUUAAGCAACAUGCUUGGUGGCAUGGGAUAUUUCUUCGGACAGUCGGUGGUACAGUCGGUUUAUAAUGAGCACCCUGUGCUUUACCCUGAGGGUCCACUGUUUACGGCAGUACCAUCUCGCUCUUUCUUUCCAAGGGGCUUUCUUUGGGAUGAAGGAUUUCAUCAACUUCUCAUCAGCAAAUGGGACACUCAGUUAACAAAGGAAGUCAUUGCACACUGGCUUGAUCUUAUCAAUAUAGAGGGCUGGAUCCCACGCGAACAAAUCUUGGAUGAUGAAGCACGCAGCAAAGUACCGUCCGAGUUUAUAGUGCAGCACAACGAAAACGCUAACCCGCCCACGCUCUUCCUGGCCCUACAGGAGUUACUAGAGCAGCUGAAUGCUCAACCAGAGUUGCCAUCCUCUCAAACCAUGAUUCCUUUCCUGAGAAGGUUGUACCCAAGGCUGCAGAUUUGGUUUGAGUGGUUUAAUACCACACAAGCUGGACCAAUGGCCAACUCCUACCGCUGGCGAGGACGGGACAAAGACACCAACCUUUUCCUAAAUCCCAAGACCCUGACCUCUGGCCUGGACGACUACCCACGGGCUUCCCACCCAUCUGCUGAUGAGAGGCAUGUGGACUUGUAUUGCUGGAUGACCCUGGCCUCUGGCAUCAUGGCAAAUGUGGCACGAAUACUUGGGGAACCACAUCUGGUGUACGAAAACACCCACCUUACUCUGAGCAAUAAUGAUCUGUUAAACAAACUGCAUUGGUCUGAGAAUCUGCACACAUUCAGUGAUUAUGGAAAUCACACCCAGGUGGUCUCACUUCAGCAGGAGAAAGUGUUCGUGCCUCCUGGACAACCACGGCACCAGUUCCCAGUCACACGGUUGGUUCGCUCUGUUCGUAAAGCCCCUAAGCUCCAGUAUGUGAAUGCAUUAGGCUAUGUUAGCCUUUUUCCGUUCUUGCUACAAAUUCUGACACCAGAUUCGCCAAAAAUAGAGCAUAUUUUGCGGGAUAUUCAAGAUCCUGAACGCCUUUGGACACCCUAUGGCCUGCGCUCGCUCUCGCACUCAGAUCCCCUCUACAUGAAGAGGAACACGGAACAUGAUGCCCCCUACUGGCGAGGACCGAUCUGGAUCAACAUCAACUACCUGGCAGUUAGAGCACUGCAUCACUAUGGCAGCAUAGAAGGGCCAUACAAAAAGAAAGCAGCUACCCUAUAUCAAGAUCUCAGGACUAACCUUAUCAAUAAUGUUUACAAGCAGUAUAUGGAAACUGGAUACAUCUGGGAACAGUACAAUGAUAGCACUGGAAGGGGGCAGGGUAGCCACCCCUUUACUGGCUGGUCGGCUCUGAUUGUACUGAUAAUGGCUGAAGAGUAUUAAAAUCAGUAGCAGGCCAGAAUCAGAAUGAUAAACCAAGAUCAACUGGUGCCAUAUGUUUAUUACAACAAAGUGUAAUUCAAUUUUACUUAAUUGGUGGAUUUUUUUUUAUUUGUUGAUUUAAUAUAAUAAUGAAGAGUCCACAUUAAAUAUUUCAGUUUUAUGUCCAGUUAAAUGUGAUUAUAUCCUCAGGUUCGAAAAGCUGUAGGCUUUUUCUGGAUCAGACAAAACAGUAUCAUCUGUGUGAACCAAGAGUGGUCCAUUGGUGUUUGGCUUCAUUUAACAAAAUAAAUUAAAAACUUCUUAUAAAAUCAUUCUUCAGAUGAAUUGAAUACUAUACUUUAUAUAACAGUCAUAUCUCUUUAUGGAUGGUGUUUUUAAAAAAGUGUUACGUAAUUUACUCUGAUUAUAAAUAGGGUUGGAGAUUUGCUCUCUUUGUACUGUAUAUAAUUCAUGUUUUAGAAUUUGAAUUGAAUUGGCCACAAUUCACAGAAAGUUGAAUUGCAGUGACAGAAAAAGUACUGAAUUGAUUCUUUCUGUUUAUCAGGUCUAGACAUUUUUAAACUUUUUUUUUUUUCAAAGAAGCCUUUGUCAUGCCACAGUUUUUCGAUUUUUACUUUUCUGCUUUAAAAAUACAUUUAAAUUUAUUUCAGUUCAUUUUAAUUGUACUUUCUUAACAAUUUUAGUUAGAUGUGUAAAAACAUUUGAAGAAAUGUUCAUAUACUAAGUACAAAAAAAAGAAAAGAUUUGAAUAUGAAAGUUGAUAAUUGUUUUGCAGGAAAGUAUAUAUUCUCUCUCUGUGUCUACAUGUACAGUGCAUUUCUAUUCUCUUUCAGGUAGAGAGUCUCAGUUUUCUUUGAGUCAUAAAAAUUUGUAAACAUAA
Cyprinus carpio (common carp) is the source of this 3627-nucleotide messenger RNA. RefSeq names its product mannosyl-oligosaccharide glucosidase-like. Gene Ontology annotation, biological process: protein N-linked glycosylation; oligosaccharide metabolic process. Lineage: Eukaryota; Metazoa; Chordata; Actinopteri; Cypriniformes; Cyprinidae. Gene Ontology annotation, molecular function: Glc3Man9GlcNAc2 oligosaccharide glucosidase activity. The record is from RefSeq and is a predicted model, not a curated record. Gene Ontology annotation, cellular component: endoplasmic reticulum membrane.